This is a messenger RNA of Oppia nitens, 1281 nucleotides long. Its product is annotated as gastric triacylglycerol lipase-like. The record is from RefSeq and is a predicted model, not a curated record. Lineage: Eukaryota; Metazoa; Arthropoda; Arachnida; Sarcoptiformes; Oppiidae. Gene Ontology annotation, biological process: lipid metabolic process. The transcript has 8 exons. The coding region runs from base 1 to 1281 and encodes 426 amino acids. Gene Ontology annotation, molecular function: hydrolase activity, acting on ester bonds.
AUGAUGGACACAUUACUUUUAUUUGUGAUAAACUCUACUCAAUGCCAAUCGUUUCGCUGGUAUAGCGAUGAUCCAGAUAUCGAUAGAAAUGCGACUCAAAUUAUAAGCAGUCGUGGAUUUAUACCCGAAGCACAUACUGUCAUCACAAAUGACGGAUAUAUACUACAAGUGUUUCGUAUUGUUAAUCCGUAUGCAAGGAAUAGUAGUUUAAGACCAGUGUAUAUACAGCACGGAUUGUUUGGCAGUUCUGAUGAUUUCCUGUUGAACGUACCGGGAGUUUUAGGUAAUGAUGGUGUUUAUGUGGAAAAUAAUGGUAUGGCCACCAAUUGUAGUGGCCAGGAUCCCGAUGCGGUCGGUUCAACUGUGAGCUUUGUGUUGGCCGCUUGCGGUUACGAUGUAUGGCUGGGCAACAAUCGCGGGAAUAGGUAUUCAAGUCGACACAUCCUACUUGAUCCAGACACAGACAACAGGUAUUGGGCCUAUACUGUCGAUCAUCUGAGCGCUUAUGAUGUGACGGCAGUUAUCGCAUAUAUCACGAGAGUCACGAAUACAGAGUCAAUUGGAUAUAUUGGACAUUCUUUGGGCACAUCUAUGAUGUUUCAAUUGCUUUCUACACAACCAGAGUAUACAUCGAUUAUCAGACCAUAUAUAGCGUUAGCACCGGUAGCCUAUGUCGGCGCCAUAGAGUCAUUGAUAUUAAGAAUCGGAGCAUUAUUUGAGAGAUUUAUAGGAUCGACUUCGUUACCAUUUUUUGUGGUUCCUUCGGCACGAUUGGCCCGAAUCGACAGAUAUUUUGGUCACUUUUUCUGUGGGAACUCCUUUUUAGAUGAUUUCUGUGAAUUAUUUAUAUUUUUGUUGUGUGGGUUUGACUUUCCCAAUACUAAUACUACCAGAAUACCGGCUAUAGUCGGGCACUUUCCGGACGGUACGUCCACUUUAAUUCUUGCCCAUUUAGCACAACGGGUCAACAAUAAAAACUUUGCCUAUUAUGACUACGGUAUCAGCGAAAACCAGAAACUUUAUAGACAGCCGACACCACCGGUGUAUAACUUAUCUCAGAUCACAUCACGAAAUAUGAUACUUAUUACCGGUGUUAACGACUAUUUGGCGGAUCCAACGGAUGUCGAUCUAUUGAGAGGUCAACUAACAGUACCACUCUAUGAUGAUUAUGUAAUACCGUACAGUCUAUGGAAUCACGCCGACUAUCUGAUCGGUAUGAAUGCCGGCAAAUAUAUGAAUUCACGUAUCCUUACUUUGUUAGCCAACUUUCAGUCAAAUUAG